GAAUCCAAACAAGAAGGAGUGACAUGGAAUUUCUUUGCGAUUUUUAAGUGAAAUUCGUUGCGAUUUUUUUAGGAAUGUUGUAAUCAUGUCGAGCUUAAAGUUAGGCAAGUCAGUAGGGGAGGACUGCUGGGUGACGGCCAAGUAUGACUACACGGCCCAGGGCAGCCAUGAGCUGGACCUCCGCAAGAAUGAGCGCUUGCUCCUCCUUGACGACUCAAAGCACUGGUGGCGGGUCAUGAACAACCGCAACCAGGCCGGCUACGUCCCCUCCAACUACGUCAAGAAAGAGAAGCCAUCCAUAUUCGAUAG
Messenger RNA from Penaeus monodon (black tiger shrimp), 309 nucleotides. Its product is annotated as cytoplasmic protein NCK2-like. Gene Ontology annotation, cellular component: plasma membrane. Gene Ontology annotation, molecular function: actin binding. Lineage: Eukaryota; Metazoa; Arthropoda; Malacostraca; Decapoda; Penaeidae. Gene Ontology annotation, biological process: Rho protein signal transduction; regulation of Rho protein signal transduction. The record is from RefSeq and is a predicted model, not a curated record.